UCUGUGAGUGCUGAGCAACCCCGGCAGUGAAAGGCAGGAAGGAGCCGAGGGAGGAGGAAGCAGCGGGGAGUGACGGCAACAGAGCGACUCCGACCGACUGAAAGGUCAAACGGGACUAAGCUCAUCGCAGCGGCGCGGUUCAUUCCUCCCAGCGCUCGCUCCGGCUCCUUUUUCUCUUCCAUGAGUGCAGCCAGUGUGCUCCGCUCCUUCAGUCCGUCAGCGAUGCCUGGCCCCGUGAUGCCCGACGUGGCCAUGAGGUUCUACAUCAGCCACUCGCCGCCUCCUCUGCGAGGCUUCCUCAGCUCCUACGAGGAGCUGCAGCGGGCCAAGAACCGGGUCAACCAGUCCAGCCGCGGCCACAAGCAGCCGCCGUACAAACCGCUGCGGCCGUGCCUCAGCGGCCGGCGCUGCCAGGGCUGGAGCAGCAGCGCCGGCAAGAAGCGGGUGGUGUUCGCCGACAUGAAGGGCAUGUCCCUCACCGCCAUCCACGUCUUCUCCAAGUUCGAUGACGAGUCCUACGAGGAGAAGCGCUGCGGCGGCGGCGCCGCCGAGGAGCUGCAGUUCGACAUGACGGACCUGGAGGCGGCCGCCAUGGACCUGAAGAUCAGCCCGGUGCGCAGCAUGGCGCUGGGCUUCAAGCAGCCCGCCGCCGACUACCUGGAUUUCCGGAACCGUCUGAUCCAGAACUCGGUCUGCUUGGAGAACUGUUCCCUGCAGGAGCGCUCGCUGACCGGCACCAUCAAAGUCCGGAACAUUGGGUUUGAGAAGUCGGUGCAGGUUCGCGCCACCUUUGACUCGUGGAGCAGCCACACGGACGUGGAGUGCACCUUCAUGAACAACGUCUACGGCUGCCAGGACACCGACACCUUCUCCUUCGUUCUGGAGCUGCCCGCCUUCAUAGCGCCGCACAACCGGGUCGAGUUCUGCAUAUGCUUCCAGGUCCAGGGCCAGAGCUUCUGGGACAAUAACGACGGUAAAAACUACGUUCUGAAGCACGUGGGCUGGAACGGACAGGACCUGGAGACUCAGACUCAGCACAAGAAGCCGGCAGAGCCCAGAAGCGGCGGCGUGAGGCUGCUGGAGCUGGAGGUGGACCAGUUCGGCAGCCCGCGCAUGUCCAGCGGACUCUUCCCCGGCUGGCAGAGCUGGGGUCACAUCGACACCGCGGUGCCGUACUGGUGAGAGCGGACCCGGCCGCAGCCGGAGGCUGACACCGGCGCCCUCUGUGUUUUCAGCAGAGGACGUCCACACCUGCACGUGCGGAACUGACCCACUUCAUGUGAGGGUCGGAGGGAUCUGCUGUGUUCAUGUGUGUUCACUGAGCACUGGACCUGAUUAGUCCUUCAUAUUGAAGGGAGCGUGUGAGCAGCCGUGCAGCCUUCCUCUCUCUCCACUGACUUGCACGUGUUCGAUGAGGACAAAGCUGCUAAUAAAAGAUGUGUUAGACGUGGAAAGACUGUGCACGUGACUGAUGGAAACACAACACGUUUAGAAGUUCUGUGCUUGUACGUGAUUUCACCCUCUUGUUUUUGUAAAGUGCAAUUGUGCGACGUGUGCAGAGUGUGUGAGGCUGGAAGUGAGACGAGAUCCAUGAUUUCACAAUGUGAAGUCCAGCGUUUAGCGUGUGUGUAGCUCAUGUCUUUUCUCUUCUGAAAUAAAUUUCUAUAUUUGUGCUAAAA
This is a messenger RNA of Betta splendens (Siamese fighting fish), 1679 nucleotides long. RefSeq names its product protein phosphatase 1, regulatory subunit 3Cb (gene ppp1r3cb). The transcript has 2 exons. The coding region runs from base 181 to 1182 and encodes 333 amino acids. NCBI's taxonomy places the organism in Eukaryota, Metazoa, Chordata, Actinopteri, Anabantiformes, Osphronemidae. Gene Ontology annotation, molecular function: protein phosphatase 1 binding; glycogen binding. Gene Ontology annotation, biological process: regulation of glycogen biosynthetic process. The record is from RefSeq and is a predicted model, not a curated record. Gene Ontology annotation, cellular component: protein phosphatase type 1 complex.